AUGACGGCUUUCGAAGACGCGGUUAAGGACUCGAAGAAGUUGACUUCGAAGCCGAGUAAUGAUGAUUUGUUGGAGCUUUAUGGACUGUACAAAGUCGCUACCGGUGAGGAUAUCAGCAAGGCCGAGAACCCAGGCACGUUUGAUCUGAAGGGCAAAGCGAAGAAGCGCGCGUGGCAGAAGAUCGUGGAUGAGGGCAUCUCGCAGGAGCAGGCGCAGGAGCGAUACGUCAAGCUGGUCGAGGAGAUGAAGACCAAGUAUGGGUAUGAUGCGGAUAAGGUGCCCGAGGCCGUUGGGAGUUCGUAG
Molecule: messenger RNA, 303 nt
Organism: Amorphotheca resinae ATCC 22711
Lineage: Eukaryota; Fungi; Ascomycota; Leotiomycetes; Helotiales; Amorphothecaceae
Exons: 3
Coding region: 1-303 (100 amino acids)
Biological process (GO): fatty acid metabolic process
Molecular function (GO): long-chain fatty acyl-CoA binding
Source: RefSeq, a predicted model, not a curated record